GUCGCAACCACUAUUUCCAUUAGGCGAUUUGAUCGCAGGACGAGAGAGGAGCUGAUGGACGAUCUCUCCAAUGUUCCACUUGGUUCGGAGCGGCGCCGAGUGCUGACGUUGGGACUUGGCCAUUCAACUGCAGUGCCAGUCUGGCUACCUGCCCUGCCUGCGUUCCAGCCUGUGGCUGUAUCCUGCCAUCACAGCGCUGCGACGGUGUUUGGUACGACUGUGCUGAUGGCUCUGAUGCACAGUACUGCCCAGGCAAGGUCACACCAGCUCCAGGUUAGCUCCUGCUCCAUGCCCAUUGUUGGAGCGACAGUCCUGGAAUCCAGAGUUGCAAGUGAGGUGGUGAUACGGCAAGCAGACGGUGGCAAAGUACGGCUUAAAAGCUCUACAUCUGGCAAGUGGCCGGCAUACCACCCCAAUGGACAUCGGAACAGUACACGUAGAGUAGCAUCUCUACGUGACAGGGUAUGAGCGCAAGCCAGUAUUGCCAAGCACUGGGGACCUUUGGCAAUCUGAAGAAUGUUUUGUCCGAGAAUCGAUCCUUGGAUCUGUGGCGUUGCAGUUGUGGUGCUCCCGACCCUCUUGCGCGAUGGCCGCGGAGACCUAGCGAAAAGGUUCGAGACAUACGGCAUCUCAAUAUCUUCCACCACAAUCAGUACAUCAGCACCACCAUCGAGUGUAGCGACAUCAGCAAUAGAAGACGCACAUGAUAUCAUCCACCCUUACGGCCUUAGCGAAGACCCGGGAAUACCUGAGAAGAUGUUAGCCGCAACUUUACUGGAAAAGUCGUCGGUGACAACGGCACUCCAUAUUUUAGCUGCAUGCAGUUAGGUCUCUCAACAAGUGUACCCAAAGUUUUCAAGCUAAUACACAAGCAAAUUCACUAGGGGCCGAGUAUAUUUUCCUACACCUCUCCCUGUUUGUUGUUGUUAUUUCUGCAUUCAAAUUGUUUGUGUACCUGUACAUUUAUUACAGUAGAGCCACGCAUCCACAGCUGUUGUUUCCAAGGGGUCAGGCUCGUCAGUUUUACAAAACCUUUCAGCAAUCUGGCCUUAGGCUUAGUUCCUUGACUUUUUGUGCCACUUUCUUAGAUGCACAUCCCACUGGAUAGUGAGCAAUACGUGUGUAGCAGAAUCUGUAUUCCAGAAAAGCAGAGACUCGAGUCUAUUGACUUUUAAAA
Messenger RNA from Sycon ciliatum, 1177 nucleotides. RefSeq lists its product as uncharacterized. The record is from RefSeq and is a predicted model, not a curated record. Lineage: Eukaryota; Metazoa; Porifera; Calcarea; Leucosolenida; Sycettidae. The transcript is spliced from 5 exons. Bases 55 to 468 code for a protein of 137 amino acids.